Molecule: messenger RNA, 6221 nt
Organism: Oncorhynchus gorbuscha (pink salmon)
Lineage: Eukaryota; Metazoa; Chordata; Actinopteri; Salmoniformes; Salmonidae
Product: trinucleotide repeat-containing gene 6C protein-like
Biological process (GO): miRNA-mediated post-transcriptional gene silencing; positive regulation of nuclear-transcribed mRNA poly(A) tail shortening
Cellular component (GO): P-body; nucleoplasm
Molecular function (GO): RNA binding; protein binding
Source: RefSeq, a predicted model, not a curated record
GAGAAGCGAACAACACGAGAAGAGAACCAUUUGAUGGAAGAAAAUAAAAAUAAAAAGCAAGAAAAGACCAAGAAGGAAGCUGCUCAGAAACAGGCUGCUGACACGAAAACCAAAGUGCCAGAGCCAGCUAAGCCCAGCCCCGGUCCCCUCCACCACCCCACCACCAGUGUGACCCUGCCCCAGGCCUCACAUCCCCCCUCCUCCUCCUCUUCAGUCAGAACCAAUGGGAAGCGCACCCCCCCUAGCACCCAGCAAACACCACAGCAGCUGACCCCUCCGCCGCUGUUGUCGUCCUCAGGCCCCCGCUACCCGCCCCGUGAGGUUCCCCCGCGUUUCCGCCAGCAGGAGCACAAGCAGCUACUGAAGAGGGGCCAGCCACUGCCAGCCGGAGCCCUGAGUAGCCUCACCGUGACCCCUGCCUCUGACCCGCUCAUCUCCGGUGCCCCCCCUUCUUCCUCCUCCGCAGGCAAGCGCCACACAGACCUGCCCUUCCAGAGUGGUCUUGGUGCCCAGCAUGAGAAUCCCCACUGGGGAGCCUUACCACCAGUCACUGACCGCAGCAGCAGCACCACCAGUAGUAGCUGGGAUCAAGUGAUCAUCGACGGGAGCGACACCGAGGCCUGGCCCUCCAUCAGUCGCAGCAGCGUCAGCCGACCAGCGAAUCCUCCAGAAUGUGCCACAGCCGCUGACUGUACGAACCCAGAGACCAGCAGCUACAUGAGCAUGGCCGCGGGGGCUACUAGCCAGCAGGCCCACUACCCAUCCUCUCUCAAAGCUAACGUAGCUAACGUAGCAAGCAUGAUGCAGCCUAGCGGUGGCCAGGGAGUUGGAGCCAUCGGCAGCAGGGGCUGGGGCUCCGGACCAGGCCCCAUCCCCAUGGGCCCCACUGAGGGGAGCCAAACCCGACGGCCUUGGGCCCAACCUGGGUCGGAGUGGAGGAGCACCCAGCUGGAAUUCCCAGCCAGCUUUAGCCUGAACCUGAACCCCAACGCCAACCCCUCGGCCUGGCCCGUGCUGGGGCAAGAGGGUUGGAGGUGGCCAGAACCCCGCCUCACUACCACCCAACGGUAUCCUGGGCAAUGGGAGCCUGGGAGGGGACGAGAACAACAGCAGCAGCACCUGGGGAGGAUGAUGAGCCCUGAUGCCCCGUCCUCCAAUAAGAAUGUGUCUUUCAGCAGCAUGGAACACCCCAACCUUAACACUGACGGACAAAACAGCCACCACACUAAGCAGCCCCUCAGCCCCAUCCACGGGCUGCCCGGCUGGGGAGGCCAGUCCCCUACUGAGUCCUCCCAGCUCAACGGAGAUGCAGGGAGCUCUGUCUGGGGCAACGAAGACACAAAGACACCCGCUAACUCCUCCAAGAACUCAGGCUGGGACUCAGCACCCUCCGGAGGCAUGUCCGGCUGGGGCCACUCUGGCAGCGGAGGAGGCGGAAGUGGCAGUGGAGAAGGAGGCUGGGGAGGAGACUGGGGGAAGCACUCCAGUGGUGGAGGAGAGGUCAAAGGAGGCUGGGAUUCCUCAGAUGGCCCAGCCCAGGACCAGCAGGUGAGCUCCUGGGGCCAGCCAACCCCGGCCCCGGCUAGUGAGGGUAGCGGGAGCGGUGGCAGCGAGGGGCGCAUCCAUCGCAGGGAUCAGACUGGCAGCGAGGACGGAGGUCCCCCUCCCCUGCCUCGGCAGGACCUGGACCCCCGUGUGCUCUGCAACACAGGCUGGGGCCAGACGCCCGUCCGCCAGCACACCUCCUGGGAGAUGGAGGAGCAGCGUGCCGCCAACGAUAGGAAGACCAGCGAGAUGAGGGGAGGCGGUGGAGGGGACACAUGGAGGGGCUCCAACAGCCCCUCUUCUGGAUCCCCACCGGACCCCCGGAACGGGGGAGCCAACCCCAGCCUGGGACCAUCUCAGAGGCCAGGCUCAGGGGGCCCCGGAGGCAAGAGUGAGGGCCCUUCAGGCUGGGGAGGCCCUCCACCCUCAAGCUGGGGGGAGCAGCCUGUCAACAAGGCCCCCAACGGUUCCGUCAGUGGCUGGGGGGACCCCAUGGCCCAAGGCCCCAAUACCACAAACAAUGGCCCAAAGAGUGGAGGUCAAUCCUGGGGUGUCCCUGAGGAGAAGUCCUCCCCUACCUGGGACGACGGGCCAGCCAAGACCCAGCAGAACCAACCCCAGAGCUGGGGAGAGGGGCCCAAGUCCUCCUCCCACGGCUGGGGCUCCGGCCACGGAAGUGGAUCCAAUGGAUCCAACGGCUCCAACAGCGGAGAGUGGAGAGAACCGGCCGAGGUGAAGAAGAAUGGGUCCUCCAGCCACAUGUGGGAAGGAGAAGGAGGAAAUGGACGAGGAGGAGGGUGGAAGGACAGCCCCAGAGGGGGUGGAGGAAGUGGGGGCGGCUGGGGGUCGAAGCCUGCCCCUGCUGUUGGUGGCUGGGGGGAGACUCAGAACCAGCAUCCCAACGGCCCAGCACCAGGAUGGGGCUCCAAGCCCCAGGAAUGCCCCAGCGGCCCAGCACCAGGAUGGGGCUCCAAGCCCCAGGAAAGCCCCAGCGGUCAGGCACCAGGAUGGGGCUCCAAGCCCCAGGAAAGCCCCAGCGGCCCAGCACCAGGAUGGGGCUCCAAGCCCCAGGAAAGCCCCAGCGGCCCAGCACCAGGAUGGGGCUCCAAGCCCCAGGAAAGCCCCAGCGGCCCUGCACCAGGAUGGGGCUCCAAGCCCCAGGAAAGCCCCAACGGCCCGGCACCAGGAUGGGGCUCCAAGCCCCAGGAAAGCCCCAACUGCAAUAGUGGAGGAGGUGGACCAGGAGGAGGCAGCAUGGGGUCCUGGGGCGGCCCUGCAUCUGUAAGGCAGAGUUCCAACCCCGGCUGGGGGCCGGGGAGCUCCGGAGCCAAACCCGACCCAGCGAUGGAGCCCACUGGCUGGGAGGAACCCUCUCCUCCCUCCAUCCGCCGCAAGAUGGAGAUCGAUGACGGCACGUCCACCUGGGGAGACCCCAGCGCCUACAACAAGACUGUGAAUAUGUGGGACCGCAACAACCCCACUGGAGGUAACGGUAACCAAGGGAACAACCCCACCCAGCCGCCGACCAGCAAGAGUAGCGGAGGCUUGACCGUCAACAACAGCCACAACAACCACUCCUCCGUCCCCCCUAGCAACAACAAUCACCACCACAUGAACCACCACCACCUGCACCACGGACAGCCCCUGCCACACAGCCAGCACCACGGCAACAACAAUGGAUCCGCCAACACCGCCGCCCCGCACCAGGGCGGAGGACCCCAGGGCAGACCACCUAUGGCCAACCCAGGCUGGGGGGAGCUGCCCAGUGUCCAGCAGCCCAAGCCAGAGCCGGCGUGGGGGGAGCCCGCUGGCCCCUCUCCUGCAGUGGACAAUGGCACCUCUGCCUGGGGCAAACCCCCUGGUGUUCCUGGAGGCUGGGGAGAUGGGGGGCAUGAGCCCAAUGGACCCUACAGGAGGGGAAACAACGGACCCUCUGGACCUACACCCUGCAAGCCAGCCCUCAAAUCUAUGCAAGACGGUUGGGGAGGCGGGAGGGAGGAGGAGAUGGGCAUGUCUUCUGGCCAAUGGGAUGCUGAUGCCGGAGACGUGUGGAACAGCCCCGCCUCCCAGGAGAACAACUCCUCCUGUAACUCGUGGGGCCAGCCACCCAAGAAGGGCCCGCCCAAGGGCAAGAUGGGCAACCAGCCAGACGAAGCCUGGAUCAUGAACCGUCUCAUCAAGCAGCUCACUGACAUGGGUUUCCCGAGGGAUCCUGCUGAGGAGGCUCUGAAGAGCAACAACAUGAACCUGGACCAGGCCAUGAGUGCUUUGUUGGAGAAGAAGACUGAACUGGACAAGCGAGGCAUGGGCAUGUCAGAUUACAACAACGGGAUGAACAAGCCGUUGGGUUGCCGUCCUCAGGCCCUCUCCAAAGACCCCUCCUCGGACCGCAGCCCAUUCCUAGACAAGGACGGUGGUCUGUCAGAUGACGCCCCCCCCUCACCGUUUCUGCCUUCUCCCGUCAGCCUGAAGCUCCCCCUGGUCAACAACCUGCAGCCUGGGCUGACCCUGGGCUCCCCGGGGCUCAACAUGCAGAACUUAAACAACAGACAGAUGCAGAGUGGAAUGUUGGGCAGUAGUGGAGCAGCACUAUCCCGGGCCAUGCAGCAGCCGCCUCCUCAGCCGCCAGUGCCGCCUCUCGGCUCCUCCCAGCCUAGUCUACGCGCUCAAGUGCCUCAGUUUCUCACCCCUCAGGUUCAAGCACAGCUCUUGCAGUUUGCUGCAAAAAACAUUGGUCUGAACCCUGCACUUUUAACCUCACCAAUAAACCCUCAACAAAUGACCCUGUUGUACCAACUUCAGCAACUGCAAAUGGCGUACCAGCGUUUACAAAUCCAGCAGCAGAUGAUGCAAGCUCAGCGCAACGUCUCCGGUCCCAUCAGACAACAAGAGCAGCAAGUUGCACGUACAAUCAAUAACAUGCAGCAGCAGAUCCAACAGCACCAGCGUCAGCUGUACCAGGCCCUGCUGAUGAAGCAGCAGCCCCCCGGCUCUCACUCCUCCUCAGGCCUGCACCCCGGCCAAGGCAAAUCAGCCCUGGACUCAUUCCCAGGCCACCCCCAGGCACCGGGCCUCUCCGACCUGCACACCAAAGAGCCGCAUUCUUCUCCCAGCUCCUACAGCCCCUACCCCCUCUCUGGACUCAAUCCAAACAUGAAUGUAAACUGCAUGGAGGUGGGGGGCCUGUCCAUGAAGGAGCCUCCCCAGCCUCAGUCCCGUCUGUCCCAGUGGACCCACCCCAACUCCAUGGACAGCCUGUCUGGAAACUCAUCCCACAUGGAGGCCAACCUCAAUAAGCACGUGAUGAAACGCUGGGGCCAGGGACCGGGAAAGAGCCCCAAGGACCAGAUCACCAACGGAACGAAUAUCAACUGGCCCCCAGAGUUCUGUCCAGGCGUGCCCUGGAAGGGCCUGCAGAACAUUGACCCUGAGAACGACCCCAACAUGACCCCAGGAAGUGUUCCCAGCGGCCCCACCAUCAACACCAACAUCCAGGACGUCAACCGCUACCUACUCCGUGACCGCAGCGGAGGCUCCUCCCCUCCUUCACCGCCUCAGAACGGUGCUCUGCCCCCCUCCGUGGACUGGCCAGUCAGUGGCUGCUACACUAGCUCUUUCAGUCUGUCCUCCCCGGAUGAGGAGAGUGCAGGUAAACUAUCUGACAUGAAGUCCACCUGGUCCCCGGGGCCCAUCUCCCACCCCUCCCAGGCCUCUCUGUCCCAUGAGCUGUGGAAGGUCCCCCAGGGGCCCCGCAACAACACAGCCCCCUCCAGGCCACCUCCGGGCCUCACCAACCCCGCCAAGCCCUCCUCCACCUGGGGAGGAAACUCCCUGGGCCUGGCCCAAGGCUGGAGCAGCUCAUACACCUCAGAGGGCACCACCUGGAGCACAGACAGCUCCAACAGGACCAGUAGCUGGCUGGUACUGAGGAACCUCACCCCCCAGAUAGACGGCUCCACCCUGCGGACGCUGUGCAUGCAGCACGGCCCCCUCAUCACAUUCCACCUCUUCCUGACCCAGGGAAACGCUGUGGUGCGAUACAGCUCCAAGGAGGAGGCUGCCAAGGCCCAGAAGUCCCUGCACAUGUGUGUGCUGGGGAACACCACCAUCCUGGCAGAGUUUGCCGGGGAGGAGGAGGUGAACCGCUACUUUGCACAAGGCCAGCAGCAGCAGCUUCCGCCCACCACUAGCUGGCAGCCUAACCCCGGCACCAAUCAGACGCGCAUGGGCGGAGGCUCGCAACAGCACGCCAUUGGCCAUCACUGGAGUGGCGGCCUUGGGGGAGGAGCCAAGACCGGUGGAGACCUGCUGUGGGGGGGCGUGCCCCAGUACUCCAGCCUGUGGGGGCCCCCUAGUGGCGAUGAUAGUCGCGGCGUUAUCGGGAGCCCCAACCCCAUUAACACGUUGUUGCCAGGCGACCUGCUGAGUGGAGAGUCCAUGUAGGACAACACACUAACAAACCAACCAUGAGGAUGGAUGUUUCAACGCUGGAACAGACAGUGGAAAAAUAAUAAUAAAUACACAAAAAAAUGACAAUGAACAGGAACAAAACCAAGCAAAUCAUGUGGCGAUAAUCAGUAUCAACGGAACUGUGAAUCGUGUACCGGAAGGCUGGGGGCGACGACACAAGACUGCUGACCCCUACGCUCUUCGUUUUUACGUUUUUUCCCCUCCUU